Molecule: messenger RNA, 363 nt
Organism: Ilex paraguariensis (yerba mate)
Lineage: Eukaryota; Viridiplantae; Streptophyta; Magnoliopsida; Aquifoliales; Aquifoliaceae
Source: the annotation of a GenBank genome assembly
AUGGAUGAAGAAGCUGUCAAAUUCCAAAUCAAUUGCCUAAAUAAUCGAAGCUACAUUAAGAAGACGGUAGCUAAAAUUCUUGCAUAUGUCGCCCUAUGGGAUGUGGUUUCCUCUCUUGCAUACGCCUCUGAUCCCAAUCCUCUUCAAGACUUCUGUGUUGCUGUCAAUGAUUCUAAAGCUGCUGUGUUUGUGAAUGGGAAUUUCUGCCAGGACCCAAAGAUGGCCACGGCUAAUGAUUUUUUCUUCCCCAGGCUCAACAUACCUGGUAACACGUCUAAUAAACUCGUGUUCAUGGUCACGCCUGUAACAGUUGUUCAAAUUGGUGGACUAAACACCCUUGGCAUUUCAAUGGCACGCCUUUGA